AUGAGAAGAAGAAGAAGAAGUGCUCAACACUUCUUCCUCAUCGACUCAGUCGACGAAAGCGACGAUAACUUAUUGCAUGAAACUAGUGAUGGCUUUCAAAUGCAUAACGAUCUCCACUUAUAUCGCUUUAAUGAGACUUUAUCUCCGGCACUACUGCCGCCACUUUCUCAUCGACACUAUUACUACUGCCAUAAGCCAUACCACGGGUCCGAUCGCCACCACUAUUAUAACAGCAGCUCUGAUGCUGUCAUUAUUAAAGAUGAUAUAAUUUCUGGUCCAAUGGACUCAUUGGCAUAUAUUAGACACAAACGUCAGGCUAUCGAUGGCACAGCAGCUGCCGGUGCUGUUGUUGGCGGUGGUGUUGAUGGUGUUGUUGUUGUUGUUGGCAGUGAUAACACGGCUAUUGCCAGUGUAUCCGAUGAUGGCAUCAGUGAUAAUAAAUAUUCCGCACGUGAUUUCGCUAAUACUAAAGGCAUGUCUUCUAAUGCCGUUGAUUUAUCGCUACAAUCAAUGCACAAAACCAUAACUACAUCUUCCGAUCCCUAUAUGAAUACCAGAAUUGAGUCCAAUUGGGAACUAAACGAAACUUCGCGUUCAUUAUUUAUAGCCUUAUCCACAGCCACCACAACCCACACACCGUUGGCACCGGUAGUCGACACCGACUCAGCCUCAGGUCCCACACUGUUGUCCAACGGCGGCCACAGCGGUGGUGGACAGUGGCCGGCGAGUGGCCGAUCAGACGCCGAGUCUCCGAUUGGAUCUCAUGGCAGUAGCGGUGGUGAUAAUGAUGGCGGAUAUGGAGGCCAACACCACAACUCACAUAGUAUUGGACGAGAAGAAGACGAGCCAGAAGUCGACUUCAAGUCACGACAACACCAUAAACAACAUGAGGAUAGAGAUGGAGAUAAGGGCAGAGAAGUGGUUGUAGUGGACAGUGAAGUGGUUAAAGUGGUAGACAAUGAAAAAGUGCUGAUAAGUGGCGGCAGUAGUGAUACAGACAGUGAUGUGCGAGCGGGUGGAGGGGUGGACACGACCGGUGGUCAGCCGUUUUGGUCCAAUUGGUCGGAGUGGUCGCCCUGUCGUGGCCUCAAUAAUAAGUGCGAUUCCGGCAGAAUUCACAGCAGAAUUAGGAAAUGUUUGGCACAGAAUGGAGACAUUGUUAACAGCGAUAUCUGUAGAGUCAGCCAUAAAGAGCAGCAAGAAUUGGAGAUUAGGGACUGUCGGUGCGAUUCCGAUGCACAACAACAACAGCCGACGUCUAAACAACAAUUACUACACGAAUAUAAUGUUAAUUCAACGACAGUAUCGGCCGGUAAUGAGUCGUCUCAACAUUACGGCGCCGAACAGACGGACAGAGCCUGCAAUGACUGCAAUCAAAACGAGAUCUGUUUGCUUCAAGUGAAGGCUGCCGUUCCCUUCUGUGCCAAAAUUAAAGACCCGAGAGAUCCGAGAGGGUGUGGCGGUUGGUGUUCAGGACAUAAAGAGUUGUGCCGAUAUGUGGGCGCACAGACAUAUCAAUGCGUCGACGAUUCAGAGGGUGUGGCGGUUGGUGUUCAGGACAUAAAGAGUUGUGCCGAUAUGUGGGCGCACAGACAUAUCAAUGUGUCGACGAUUCAGGAGACCGAGUAA
Messenger RNA from Medioppia subpectinata, 1629 nucleotides. NCBI's taxonomy places the organism in Eukaryota, Metazoa, Arthropoda, Arachnida, Sarcoptiformes, Oppiidae. The record is from the annotation of a GenBank genome assembly.